GCGGAGGGUGUCAAGGUGCUUCCACUCCUGAGGCUCCCGCAACAUCAGCGAAACCCACGCGCUUCCGGAGGAACAACUCGGGAACCAGAGUGGGGUUCCAGGUGUGUGUUGGGGCGGGACUUGCUGGCAGGUCACCUGUCACAAGAAGGGUAAGAGAACCGACCGAACAUCUCGAAAGUUCCCCCUCAGCAAGUUCAUGAAGGAGGGCCUCACCGAGGCCGAAGCCGACGCGGCCGCGCUGGAGGCGGCCAAGGCCUUCCGCGCCGAGCUGGUGGAACAGGGCGUCCUCAAGGAGCCGAAGCCCGCGGAUCUGAAUUUCACCAGCGAGGUGCCGGGGGUGAGUUGGACAAAAGCAAGCAAAAAGUGGCAUGUGCAGCUCACCCCCAUUCCGGGAAGAAGCGGAUUCAUGGCGGCUGCUUCACCUACUCUCAGCCGCCGCCGAGUCCAAGGCUUUGGAGCUCGCGGUUCGCUCCACGGCUUGGAGCGCAGGGUGUGACGGCCCUGGGGUAGCCGAUCUUUGGGGCCGUGGGGUGCCCUACCUCGGGGUGAGCUGGGACAGAGGAGUCAGCAGUGGCAUGCGCAGUGCGAUAUCAACGGAAAGAAGUCGCAUUUGAUGGUGAAGCCGAAGGACCACCAGCGAGGCCGAGUGGGAGGCGUCCCGCCAAAGACGGCCGUCGCCUGGAGGAAGAAGCAGGAGAAGGAAAGGGUGAAGGCGGCAAAGCCAACGAGUUCAAAGAAAUAGUCAAAAAGAGAGUGGAUCCGAGCU
Molecule: messenger RNA, 766 nt
Organism: Durusdinium trenchii
Lineage: Eukaryota; Dinophyceae; Suessiales; Symbiodiniaceae
Source: the annotation of a GenBank genome assembly